AUGGGUGAAUCAAGCUUGGAAGAGAAAUCGGGCCGGUCUCGCACCCCGGAAUUUUUUGUAUCUUCACUCUCAGCUUUCUGCGCUCGUGGCUGGAGUUGCCCUAAGGGUGAUCUGAGGCUACCUAGUGCUAUAAAAUGCUUGCCAUGGCAGGGUCUAGGGAAGGGUCAAUCCCAUUCUGGAACUAUUGUAGGCAGCCUUACCUUGCAUUUUAAUUUGAAAAUGUCAAUGGCAAGUGAAUCAAGUUGGGUGGGGAGGAAGCCAGUGAAACGCAUUGGGGGAAUGUCAGAUGCUCUAUCAAUUGCAGCCGAUCUUGGUUUCUCCAUGUCCCCUCCCCCAUCACAGGAAGGACUUCAGAAUUCAUCCCCCACAACCGGGGAAAAGGGUGAGGACUUGAUCAGGGUUUUGAGAGAACUAACUACUGUCCAAAGAAAAAUUGCAGAUUUGCAAGUGGAACUUCAAGGACGAAAGGAUGACAAAAAUGUUGCACAUUUGACUCAUGUGAGUGAAAUGGAAAAGAAGAUCGAGACAUUGGCCAGGAUUACUACCAUACUCAAAGAUGUUAUUCAGAACAAGGAUCGGAUUAUAGCUCGCUUGCAGCAGCCGUAUUCCCUUGAUUGCAUUCCUGUUGAAGCAGAAUAUCAGAAACAAUUCUCUGAACUACUGAUGAAGGCAGCUAGUGAUUAUGGUGCUUUGACAGCUUCAGUGGCAGAUUUUCAGUGGAGUCAGAAUUUCAAGGAACCUCCUUCAGUUUGGGGGGAAAUGCUUCGACCCAUUCCUGUAGCUUUGGCAUCUUGCACUCGGUUCUUUGAAGCCAUGUCUGCCACAAGAGAGUCGUUUGCUACACUUCAAAAACUGAGGGUGGGCCAUUUUGAUUCCCCUCUACCUAGGACACCAGCCGGAGAUCCUUCCCAAAGAGUACCGGGAGUUUCUGAUUGUUUAACACCACCUGCAUGGAAAACUGAAGCAAGCUAUGAUGAUUUAGGAAUCAGAAACCAAAGGAGGCAACAUCUAGAUCAGGUGGAGGAUGUAAACACCUAG
Molecule: messenger RNA, 1038 nt
Organism: Sphenostylis stenocarpa
Lineage: Eukaryota; Viridiplantae; Streptophyta; Magnoliopsida; Fabales; Fabaceae
Source: the annotation of a GenBank genome assembly